Messenger RNA from Asterias rubens (European starfish), 1503 nucleotides. RefSeq lists its product as uncharacterized. The record is from RefSeq and is a predicted model, not a curated record. The coding region runs from base 339 to 1226 and encodes 295 amino acids. The transcript is spliced from 5 exons. Lineage: Eukaryota; Metazoa; Echinodermata; Asteroidea; Forcipulatida; Asteriidae.
CCUGACUUCAAACAUCGUAAUAUAACUAGUAUUUGAAAGGUCACCAGACGAGUGUACAUCAGCUUCCACUCAAAACGUCAACAUGGCAUGUGAAGUAUCAAGCGCAGACAGUUUUUAAUAUGAGACGAAAACAUGUUUUAUUGCUCCGUUAAAGAACUCUGAAACUGCGCCACUUGGUGUCUCUUUUUAUAUGAUCAAGUUGUGGGAGAGACUUGUCACGGUUUUAGGGGGUUGGAAGUUCGUUUCGUUUGGAGUUUGUUGGGGGUUGCAGUGUGCGGUGGUUGGCCUGGCUUUUUGGGUGUGUGUGUAGAGGAGACGGCGUAGAGGCAGGGUGAGAUAUGGGAGAUCAGCGGACUUCUGAAACUGUGGUCACUCAGCGGGGUGAUUUUCUUUGGACACCGGACGAGGCUGAGAGUAAACAAGUCACACAAAUUGGAGCCUCUGCUUGUGGUGCAACGGCAGUCAUAAAUACAUUGAAAGCAUUGGAAGUCCACAGGGAUCAGGAUCAUGUUGCGUCGACUGUGAACACACGAUUACGAGCAAGUAGUGCCCCAUUGCCAGAGUACCUUUUCUCUCGGAGUGUGGCCGGAGUGUCGCACGUUGAUAUUAUUGAGGGACUGGACAAAGCAUCGGACGGCUCAGUGUUUGCCAGGUUCUUUCAUUUCUAUCCAGAGAGGCAGGUUGAUGUGCAGAAAUGGCUAACGGGAUGGAUCAACCGCGGAGUCGUUCCGAUAGCAACGCUCAACCUUCAGCAUGUAGUCAAUGGCGAGACGAGUAUCCCUGAUGCUUGGCAUCAUCAGAUGGUCUACGGCGUGACCAAGACGGGUAUCCUCAUGUGCAAUCCCCUCUCUGUGGAGGUGCCGUCAAACUUUCUUCAUUAUAUAAGCAGUGACUCAAUACUCAGGAUCCGACGAGUGGAUGUGAUCAGUCGAUGGGAGGAGAACACAGACUUGUCAGUUCUUUCUAAACAUUCUGAUCCUAGAUGGAAGGAAAUGGAUGUUGAAGGACAAGUCAAGAAGAUGCUAAGUGAACCUGAACCGUACAGCCAAUCACCAGACAGGAGACCGGUGGGGCUGCUCGCUGAUUGGCUCUUCAAGAGUCACAUUUGCAUACCAGCUGUUUACAAGUCUGGUAUCACUUUGUGUGUGAAGAAGGAGGACGAAUCGUCGUACAGACUACUGGUAGAAGAACCCGAAUUGCCCCUCCUUGUCAAACCUGUUUCCUGAGAAACUGAAACUAGACCUUUGCUAUAUCAAUUUUGAUGCAUACUAUCUGUAGGGCCAAAUUUCUUUGGGUCAUGCAAAACAAAUAUUAACUUGUUCAGCAAACGAACAAAGGAAACCAGUCAACAAAGCAAUAUAUUUAUUGUAGCAGUUUUGGCUGUUAACUGGUUUUUGCAAAUUAUAACCAGAGAGCCUAAUUGCAUUAAGGCCAAGUCACACAGGUCCCGAUAACGAGAACGUAAACAAUAAUGAUACAAAUGCACGCCCUCGAUUGGUUGAA